This is a messenger RNA of Benincasa hispida (wax gourd), 1201 nucleotides long. RefSeq lists its product as uncharacterized. The record is from RefSeq and is a predicted model, not a curated record. Gene Ontology annotation, cellular component: chloroplast. NCBI's taxonomy places the organism in Eukaryota, Viridiplantae, Streptophyta, Magnoliopsida, Cucurbitales, Cucurbitaceae.
AUAAGAGAGCACGUGACCGCGUGCCAUUGCGGGGAUUGCCACGUUCAACUUCCAAACGGUGGCCAGUGGCGGUGCCUCUCUCUCCUCUAUCUCUCUAAAAAAAUUUCCUAUAAUACAAACUCCCUCUCUCCUAAAUCUCAAAAGACUAAAAUUUCUAUCCAAAAAAAAAUAAAAACCCCACCAAACCAACAAUAUGCAAGUCUCUGCAUCUCUCAUAAUACCACCGCCACCACCACCCUCCUUCCACCGCCCCUCCACCGCCGUCUUCCCCAAGUUCAGGCCAACACCACCCAUUUCCUCACCAUGGCUCCGCCAUCGAGCUGGGGCGGUAGAGCCAAGAUGUGUUAGUCAAGGUGGGUGGGGGGGCUCUGUGGCGGAGCUGGACAUAGAGGAGUGGCUGAAGUCAGGGAAGCUGGAGGAGAAGUGCGGCGGCGGAGGAAAAGGAGUAGUGGAGCUACUUGAAUGUUUGGAAAAAGAAGCCAUUAUGGGGGAAGAUGAAGGUAAAGACCCUACAGAUUAUAAUAGAAGGGCUAAGAUUUUCAGUACCAGUUCUAAAGUGUUUCAAGCUCUCAAACAACAUUCUGAUGCUGCUGCUCCUCCUCCUCCUCCUCCGCCUCACCAUUCUUGAAUUCACUAGAUAAAUCUGAAGAAACAGAGAGGGAAAAGAGAAGAAGAAGGGUGAACAUGUUCAUAUCAUAUCAAAUCUUUAUUCAGAGUUUCCAACUUAUUUGAUAUUAGAGUUCUUCAGACAGUGGAUUAUUUUACACUUGCUAUCUUAUUCAUUAUUUUGCACCUCGCUUUCUACUUUCUCCUCCACCUCCCAAACCUUCUUCUUCAACCAGUCAAAUGGCUGCCAUGUUUUCCAGUUUCAAGAAGAGAAGAAAAGUAGUUAUGAUCUUUUCACAAAUAGCAUUAGAUGAACAAAACAGAAACAUGGUGGUAGAUGAAAGGAGUUAGUGAAGUUUAAGACCAAUACCUGUAUAAGCCAAAGAGCAGUGGCUGUGCCUGCAACACUCCAUAACACAGCAGCUUCAAUGUUGAUGGGAUGUAGGAGAUUCCGGAGCUUUGGACUGAAGAACUUCAACAAACCCUUUUCACCUGUCAACAUUUUUUUUUUUUUUUGAUUGUUUCUGUGUCUUAGCUCAGGAGGAGCCAUAGUUGUACCGAAUUUAGUGAAAUAAAUCUUUGUUUGUUUUCGUCA